AUGCACUAUCUGUCGCUUCCGGCGCCAUCACCCGCGUUUGUCCACGAGCUGCUCGGGCAGCUCACUGUCAAGACGUCUUCCUCAAAGAAGAGAAGGCUUGCCCGUCCGCCGCCCUCGACCAAGCAGGUAUUGGACGCUCCAGCUUCGCCAUCCCCCGACUCGGCCCUGCCCUCGUGUGAAGUUGAACCCGACGACGAUCCUGUCCUGUCCUUCUCUGCCGAACUCAGCUCUGUAAUUGCUCCCCGCGAGCCCGAGGCCCCUCGUUAUCUUCUCCGUUCAGAGCCGCUGCCUGUUGCAACCGCCUCGAGCCUCCCCCCGCGGUUGCAACACACCCACGCCGCCUCCCUCGUCUCGGCCGACUACGCCUCCUCGACCGCAUCCUCGCCCUGUGCCUCGGCCUACGCUGAGCUUUCUCUCGAGAGCGACAGAGGAGGGGACGAGACUGGCUCUGCACGGAACCCAGGCAGAAGCCAGUCUCCCUUUGUUGUCCCAAGGAGGGCCAUGAUGAAUGGCGACGCCGACCUGCCGCAACGAUCUUCCUCGCCAUUAAAACGAAGAGCCUCCAGCAUGGAUCCCGACGCUGCUCCAACUAAGAAUGGCACCACCAUGGACACGGAUGCCUCUCAGCCCAGCCAGCAAAUAGAUCCAUCCUCCACUGAAUUUCCCCGCGCAAUGAGCGUCGAUGCCCCCGAUGUAAACGGCCACGAAGCCUCCCUGUCUCAACUAGCACCCCCGCCACUGCUAGAACAAGUCAAAAUCAUCGAAAUGCUAUUAAAAGCAUUUGCCGAUGCUCCCCCGCAAGAAGGCAGUGUAGCCUAUCUGGUUUCGAGAACUUGGGUCGAUAAAGCCCUUUCUUUACGGACCGGCUCCAAACCUGCCGCAGCUGGCGCCGAAAGUAUCUCCUUGGGGCCGGUUGACAAUACAGACAUUAUCCAGGAGACAAUCAAAGACUCGAGCGGCAGGGAUUUUGUGCGUCUCAUACCUGGCUUGGGCAACGAGUCCUUCGAACUAUUUCCGGAGGAUGCUUGGAAAAUGGUCAUGGAUUGGUAUGGCAUAAAGGAAGGACAACAGCCUAUUGCUCGCAUUGCUGUAAACACUGCGGAUAGCAAACAAGCGCCGCCCAACAUUCUUUAUGAGUUUCACCCACCCAUCUUUCACGUACAUCGACUUUGGUCCGAUGUCAGCACCAUUCCUAUUGAACAGUCUCUCAAGGCCAAGAAUCCACCUCCUCUAAUCGUCGCAAGGAGCUCCACUACACAUGCUCAGAGCUUCCUCAGGGAGAUCAAGACCCUUGCCGGUGUAGGUCUGGAGCGCAAGGUACGAUUGUUCACUAUUCCGGCCUCUGCGCAAGUGACUAGACAAGAGACCGACGCUGCGUCAGCACUCACCCCUCCCGAUUCACCUGGAAGAGCUCGUGAUGGAAAUGAGAACCGGUCUGUUUGGCCUACAUUGCUCGUCGAUGUUGUCUCCUUCUCGCAGGUUAGAGAUAUAAGAGUCUCUGUGCCGCUCAUUGACUACACUGCCGACGACAAGUUCAACGGACAGUCAACCUUGCAACAUUACGAGUUGACGACGGAUCAGACCUUGGUUCUGGAUGAGGCUAUUGGAAACUUUUAUGUGAGCAACUACACCGGCCGGAUGAAGGCGGCUGACAAGUCCACACCAUCGCGCCUUCUGGGAAGCACAAUCUCCUCAAAGACCAGCAGCAAUCGAAGCAGUCCCGUAUUCGACGGCCCCAUGACUCGAGGCCGUGUGCAAAAGAAGCGACAUGGGAGAAGCAUCGGUGCCGUCGGUCUACACAACCUGGGCAACACUUGCUAUAUGAACUCUGCUUUGCAAUGUGUUCGAAGCGUCGAGGAGCUCACCAAGUAUUUCUUGACUGAGUCCUAUUUCACCGAAAUAAACAAAACCAACGUGCUAGGCUUCGAGGGCAGAGUGGCCAUCGCCUACGGUAAUCUCCUCAGAGAAGUCUACGAGGAAGGUCGCGGUUCUGUAAGUCCACGAGACUUCAAAUCAACUGUCGGUCGUUGCCGUCCUACCUUUUCCGGAUGGAGCCAGCAGGAUUCCCAGGAAUUCUUGGGGUUUUUGCUCGACGCCCUUCAAGAAGAUCUGAGCAGAAUCAAGAAGAAGCCGUACAUCGAAAAGCCCGACUCCACUGACGACAUGAUCAACAAUCCUGAAGCCAUCAAAGAGAUGGCUGAUAAAGUAUGGGAUAUAACCUGUCGCCGGGAUGAUUCCGUCAUUGCAGACCUCUUCACUGGCUUAUACAAGUCAACACUGAAAUGCCCCGAGUGUGGCAAGAUUAGUAUCACCUUUGAUCCUUUCAACAAUCUGACCUUGCCGCUGCCACUGGAGAACAUGUGGUCAAAGUCGGUAAAAUUCUUCCCACUCAACGACGUCCCCGUGAAGAUCGAGGUCGAGUUAUCAAGACACAGUUCCAUGGAGUCGUUGAAGCAGUUCAUUUCGGUCAGAACUGGUGUUCCAGUGGAACGCCUGAUGGGUGCUGAGGAAUUCAAGGAUCGAUUCUUUAAAAUCUAUGACAACACCCAGGACGUAUCUGAGGAGAUUCAGUCCUCGGAUACGCCAACGAUUCACGAAUUGGAAGCUGUUCCUACCAACUGGCCGAGUAAGAAACAUAAAAAGUAUCGGUCUAUGUUGGAUAUCGAUACGCCCCCAGAGUCAGCAGAGUGGAGCGAGGAGGAAUGUCAUACAAUGGUCGUCCCAGUCCUUCACCGUAGACCGCAAAUUCCCGGUCGUGGUCCAGAGGGUAUUUCACCACCUCACUUUAUUACCCUGACAAGAGAACAGGCAUCCGACUACGACGUCAUCAAGCGCAAAAUCUUGCAGAAGGUUGCCACAUUCUCUACGUGGUCCAAGUUCAAGGACACUCAGGAAACUGAUGCGUCCGACGGUGUCGACGCAGACUUGGUCAUCACUACAGCCUCAGACGCUGACUCUUCAGGCGACAGCAAGAUUGUCAGCAACUCCGUUGAGGGUGAAGACGAUAUGGUCGAUAUCACGAUGAGAGACGCAGUCGACAAUAUUAGCAAUCGGGCCACUAUCUCUUCAAUCACGCAACCGACAAUUCUCAAGCAGUUCAACACGCAGGCGCCAAAAUUUGCCGACCCUGCAAACUUCCUGAAUCCAGAGCUUCAGAACCUCUUUGACCUUUGCUACUUCAAGAAUGACACUGACGGGCCCGUCCCAACUGGAUGGUCUAAUGUUGAUAACACUAGGACGCUGCCCAGGCUUGUCGAUCGAAUUCCCGAACCCAGGGUGAAAGAUGGCGAUGCAUCCAGUCCUGGCAGCUCUAACAGUACAGGCUCCGGCAACGAGGAGAGCGGUGACGAGGAUGAAGCCACACCAGAGUCCACUCAGACGCGGAUGAUUGAGGAAUCCAGCGAGGAGGACGCCCAUCAAGCUGCCAAGAUUAAUGGACGGUCUGGUAGACAUAACUCUAAGUAUAAUCAGGGUAGCCGCAAGAAGUUUAAGGGGCACAAAGGAUACGGCAAGAAGGGCAAUAAAAGACGGGACAAGCAAACCCGAGCAAGCAAACUAUCGCAAAGGGCGAAUAUCGUUGCCCCUCAACCCAUGCCCCCUGCCGUUUCUGACGGCGGGCCCUUAAUACGCCUCUUCGAGGGCAUCGUUGUUGACUGGACUGAGGAUGCCUGGGACGCCGUCUUUGGCAAUAACACAAACAAGCCAGAUCCUGCCCGGGGAUCCAGGACGUUUGUAGAUGUCCAGACUCUCCACGAUCCGGCUUUGAAGAUUACUCAGCGACGACGUGUCACGCGCAAAACCCGCGGCAUCACCCUCGAAGAGUGUCUGGAUGAGUUUGAGCGAGCAGAAAUCUUGUCUGAGCAAGACAUGUGGUACUGUCCUCGCUGCAAGGAGCACCGACGCGCCAGCAAGAAGUUCGAUCUGUGGAAGACUCCCGAUAUUCUAGUGGCUCAUCUGAAGCGGUUCAGUAGUUCCGGCUGGCGUCGCGACAAGCUUGACGUUCUUGUUGACUUCCCGAUUGAAGGCCUGGACCUUACAUCCAGAGUGAUUCAGAAGGAAGAUGGCAAGGCCGAGAUUUACGAUCUGAUCGGAGUCGAUGACCAUUAUGGUGGUCUCGGCGGUGGUCACUACACGGCAUAUGCCAAGAAUUUUGUAGACGGGCGGUGGUACAACUACAAUGAUUCAUCUGUCCACGUGGUAUCAGAUCCCACGUCUGUCAUCACUUCUGCAGCAUAUCUGCUGUUCUACCGUCGUCGUAGCAGCGGGCCGCUAGGAGGACCGCGAUUCAAGGAAAUCUUUGACAAGUUCGACAAGGAGUCGGUCCAUUCUGACAACGAAGCGACAGAGUCUGGCGAAGAGGUCAUGACGCAACGAUCAACCAAGACGACAGUAACUCCGUUGACAGGGAUGGAUGAUGACGACGACGAGCUGCCUAUAUACGACGGCAACACUAUCCGUCGUAGCAUUGAGGACGAGGGAAACUAUCACUCCGGAUCCAAGGGGGCCCUGGAUAUGACUCAGAGCUGGAGCUUCACAAGCCUGAACGGCAACGGCGUAAAUGGCAACAGGGACACAGACUGUGCCAGUGACGAUGCGCAGUUUGACUCAUCAGGCGAUGACAGGAGCAAGGCACUUUCCGAACGAGACACAGAUAUGGCGUCGGCGGCCCCAUUCGAAGAGGGCGCCUCAUGGGAUGAGCGGGGGGUUAUAUCUGUGCCAGCAGAUGGGGCUGGAGAAGGAGCGUCGGAGGAAGUAACCGAGAUCCAUCUUGAGGGAGACAAGAUGACACGCAGCGCCUAG
Metarhizium robertsii ARSEF 23 is the source of this 4800-nucleotide messenger RNA. RefSeq names its product Peptidase C19, ubiquitin carboxyl-terminal hydrolase 2. The record is from RefSeq and is a predicted model, not a curated record. Gene Ontology annotation, biological process: protein deubiquitination. Lineage: Eukaryota; Fungi; Ascomycota; Sordariomycetes; Hypocreales; Clavicipitaceae. The transcript has 5 exons. Bases 1 to 4800 code for a protein of 1599 amino acids. Gene Ontology annotation, molecular function: cysteine-type deubiquitinase activity.